Nannospalax galili (Upper Galilee mountains blind mole rat) is the source of this 1271-nucleotide messenger RNA. RefSeq names its product glyoxylate and hydroxypyruvate reductase (gene Grhpr). The coding region runs from base 75 to 1061 and encodes 328 amino acids. Gene Ontology annotation, cellular component: cytosol. Lineage: Eukaryota; Metazoa; Chordata; Mammalia; Rodentia; Spalacidae. Gene Ontology annotation, molecular function: hydroxypyruvate reductase [NAD(P)H] activity; NAD binding; hydroxypyruvate reductase (NADH) activity. The transcript has 9 exons. The record is from RefSeq and is a predicted model, not a curated record.
CCUGGCCCGGCCCCGCCUCCACUUCCGUAGCGUCGGACCCGGCUACUCCGGGCGAGUCCGCCGCUGCAGGCUGGAUGAGAGCAGCGCGCCUCAUGAAGGUGUUCGUCACCGGCCCGAUUCCCGCCGAGGGCAGGGCGGCGCUCGCCCAGGCCGCAGACUGUGAGGUGGAGCAGUGGGAUUCCGAUGAUCCCAUCCCCAGGAAGGAUCUGGAACGAGGUGUAGCAGGGGCCCACGGCUUGCUCUGCCGCCUCACUGACCAUGUGGACAAGAAACUUCUGGAUGCCGCAGGAGCCAACCUCAAAGUCAUCAGUACCCUGUCGGUGGGGCUUGACCACUUGGCUUUAGACGAAAUCCAGAAGCGUGGGAUCCGGGUGGGCUACACGCCAGAUGUCCUGACAGAUGCCACUGCAGAACUUGCUGUAUCACUGCUACUCACCACCUGCCGCCGGUUGCCAGAGGCCAUAGAGGAAGUGAAGAAUGGCGGCUGGACCUCGUGGAAUCCCCUGUGGAUGUGUGGCUAUGGACUCUCCCAGAGCACUGUCGGCAUUGUGGGCCUGGGGCGCAUAGGACAAGCUAUUGCUCGACGACUGAAACCAUUUGGUGUCCAGAGAUUUCUCUACACGGGGCGCCAACCCAGGCCUCAGGAAGCAGCGGAAUUCCAGGCAGAGUUUGUGUCCACCCUGCAGCUAGCUGCGGAAUCUGACUUCAUUGUAGUGGCCUGCUCCUUAACGCCUGCCACCAGGGGGCUCUGCAACAAGGACUUCUUCCAGAAGAUGAAGAACACAGCUGUGUUUGUGAACAUCAGCAGGGGAGAUGUGGUAAACCAAGAAGACUUGUACCAGGCACUGGCCAGUGGUCAGAUUGCAGCUGCAGGACUGGAUGUGACCACCCCAGAACCACUGCCUACAAACCACCCCCUGCUGACUCUCAAGAACUGUGUGAUCCUGCCACACAUUGGCAGUGCCACCUACAAAACUCGCAACACCAUGUCCUUGCUGGCAGCCAACAACUUGCUGGCCGGCCUGAGAGGGGAGCCAAUGCCCAGCGAACUCAAGCUGUAGCCAGAUGGGCUGCCAUGGGCUGGAGACACAGUACCCUAGAGUCUCACCAGACACAUGCAGGCUGGACUUGGACUCAGGUGGGAGCCAGAGGAAGCAUCCUCUGAAUCGAGGGACACUGGUACUACUGGCAAAUGGGCUUGCCACUUUGGAGGAUGGACACAUCCAUGCCAAAAGCCUGUAAUUCUACCAUUAAAUGAUUUUCUGACAGAC